Messenger RNA from Fulvia fulva, 1656 nucleotides. RefSeq lists its product as uncharacterized. The transcript has a single exon. NCBI's taxonomy places the organism in Eukaryota, Fungi, Ascomycota, Dothideomycetes, Mycosphaerellales, Mycosphaerellaceae. Bases 1 to 1656 code for a protein of 551 amino acids. The record is from RefSeq and is a predicted model, not a curated record.
AUGAGAUUUGACCAAUUCACAUCGUUGGCGGCAUUGAUCAGCACUGCAGCAGCAGACUGGCAAUUCCGCUCACGUCCAGAUCUCGCACUCCCUCGACUGAACAUAACAAUCCCAGCACAAGGCCGUACGGAACAAGGCUAUCUCUUUGUCGCUCCUUUCGCGGGCCAGGAAGAUACAUCGACAGCUCAAUACAGACCUCGCCAAGCAGGACCAUACAUCUCCCGUGAUAACGGAGACCUGAUCUGGUCUGGCUAUAGCUACUACAGCAUAUGGGCAACAAACUUUCAGAAAGUCAGUUGGAAUGGCCGAGAUGUACUCGCGUGUUUCGAGGGUGAUCACAACCCCAACUAUGGACACGGCCAUGGUCACACUACCUUUCUCGAUGAGCACUAUGAGACUGUACGGGAGCUUCGUGCUGGCAAACACAAACUCAUGGACAAGCAUGAGUUCCAAGAGAUCGGGGGAAAGACCGGGCUGAUCCAGAUCUACCAGCCGGGUCCAAGGGAUCUGUCCAAAUACGCCAAGCGGCCCAGCCAGCGGUGGAUCGUGAACGCCAUUUUCCAGGAGCUGAACCUCGACACGGGAGAGGUUCUGUUCGAGUGGUCAAGCCUUGACCAUGUCUCGCCAGAAGAAAGCGUCCUACCAAUCGACUCUGGUAUCGGCCAGGCAGGACCAGGCUACAACAGCUCUGAUGCAUGGGACUACUUUCACAUCAACAGCGUUGACAAGGAUAGUGCAGGCAACUAUCUCAUCUCAGCACGAGAUGCUUACAGCAUCCACAAGAUCAACGGCACAGACGGCAGCAUCAUCUGGCGUCUUGAUGGCAAGCGUAGCGACUUCCAGCUUGGCGAAGGCGUGAAGUUCUGCUUCCAGCAUCAUGCUCGCUUCUUGGAACAAGAUGGUGAUGUCGAGAUCAUCAGCCUGUACGACAACUCUGCGCACGGUACGGAAUCCGGUAAAGGGAAAGAAGUCCGCACGGCCAAGACCAGUAGUGGGAAGAUCUUAAAGCUGAACACCACCAGCUGGACAGCAGAGCUAGUGCACGGAUACUAUCCUCCAGACGGCCUAUUGUCGAAAUCGCAGGGCUCGACACAAGUAUUGCCUAACACGAACGUCCUCGUCAACUGGGGAUCCGAAGGCGCAGUGACCGAGUUCCUCCCCGACGGCACAGCCAUCUUCCACGCAUACAUGGACUCUGGCGCGCUCGGCGAAGGAGUCCAGAACUACCGCGCAUAUCGUUAUAGAUGGACAGGUCUUCCGAACGAGGAGCCUGCCAUCGCCUCCUUUUAUGACUCGAGCGGGACGAGCAUUUAUAUAAGCUGGAACGGCGACACGGAGACCAAGAGUUGGCGUUUCCUUGAGUUGGCGGAUGAUGGCGAGGAAGAUGUUGUGCUGGGUGAGGUCGAAAGGACGAGCUUUGAGACUGUCCUUCGGAUCAAUGAUGGAGGAUAUCGUACGGUUGGUAAGGUAUGGGCGGUCGCGAUCGAUGAGUCGGGGAAGGUGCUUCGUGGGACGGACGUUGUGCAGUCGCUACAGAAUGUUGAACCCGUCAGUCACGACGAGGAAACCGCUGGUAGGUAUUGCCUCAGUUUCUCAGACACGCUGCGAGAAUUGAUUGUGGGGCGGUACUGUCUAAUUAGACGGCGGUUAGCUUAA